AUGCGAUGCGCGAGCAAGGCCGCCGAGAGCGCGUCUGCACGUCUCUGUGCGGACGCCGAAGCAGAAACUACAGCAACUGAUGUCCCAUCGGUUGCUGAAUCGACUCAGCCUGUAUCACCUGGUGAUGCAGGCGCUGGUCAUGAAGACACUCGUGUCUUCACAGAGUACGAGCUCGGUGUCUCGUACUCUCCUGAUACGGAUGACGGAUCCGUAUCGACGGCAAUUGAAUCCAAGCCGCCUGCCAAGCGUGGCAUGGACGAUGCUUUGCGUCGCAGCAUCUUUGGUUCAUCUGAUGAGUCAGAUGAACCAUCGCCGAAGCGAAGGCGCUCGAGGUCGCGAGACUCGGGCGCUAAUAGUGGUGUCGUUUCUCCAAUGGACACCACUUCACAGCGAGGUGCCAGUACUUCUGUCGGCACGUCGCAGGAAGAGCGGGACCGCAAUGUGUUGCGUCUCGCUCCAGAAAAGAAGGCAUGGAUGCCUCCUAAAUCCGUCAUGGAUCACUUGUCGGCGACGACGAGUGAUCGUUAUCGAACACGAUUGUUCGAUUCGUCAAGGAUCCAUCACCUUGACCCCAGCGCGAAAGACUAUCGCGCUGAAAACGAGUUCUUCAUCGAUGCUUUCUUUAGACAUCGAUGGUACAGUGGGAAUCACAAGCAUGAUGGUUUCUCACUACUUCAAGCGUGGAACGCCUAUAUCCAUAACCUUGAGGAUGUAGGUCGUGACGCUUGGAACGACAAGCUUAUCAAAGCUCGUAAUAAGUUUGAAAAGCGGACCCCGACAGGUGCACGCUACAAGCUGCAUCGUCUGUCAAGGGAGAAGGGAUUACCCUGCCUCUCUUGGGGAGACUAG
Messenger RNA from Peronospora matthiolae, 849 nucleotides. NCBI's taxonomy places the organism in Eukaryota, Oomycota, Peronosporomycetes, Peronosporales, Peronosporaceae. The record is from the annotation of a GenBank genome assembly.